Neospora caninum is the source of this 480-nucleotide messenger RNA. RefSeq lists its product as hypothetical. The record is from RefSeq and is a predicted model, not a curated record. The coding region runs from base 1 to 480 and encodes 159 amino acids. NCBI's taxonomy places the organism in Eukaryota, Apicomplexa, Conoidasida, Eucoccidiorida, Sarcocystidae. The transcript is spliced from 3 exons.
AUGUCGACAAGGCGUCUGGAGCGCCUGGUUCUCGGCGCGGGGGGAACCUUUCAAAACAUCAAGGCUGUUGAGUUUCUUCUGCGCAAACCCCUCAAGGAAAACGGUCUUGUCAAAGAUUUCUGCACUUUCUUCCUCCCUGGCAUUCGAUACCAGAACCCUGGUUUGUCGUUCCAGAUUUUCGAGGCUCCAGAGAGCGCGUCUUCGCCCGCGGGAUCUGGAGACAGCGACAGUGGCUCGGCGUCGCCAGCCUCGACCGCUUCCGCGGUGUCUCCUGUGGGGACAGGAGCCCAAGUGGCGCCCGCGCCGCUCGAGUGCGUGCGGCUCUUCUUCGGGGAAGGGACCGGGUCUCACGUGGUCAACUUGGGACUGUACCGUAGCCCCCACCAGCUGAUGCAGCGCCUGCUGGACGUGGACGCUCAGUGGCAGCAGCUCCAGAUCUACGAGAAGUCUUGGCAAAAAAAGGAGGGACGGAAGCCCUAA